This is a messenger RNA of Mya arenaria, 2472 nucleotides long. RefSeq lists its product as uncharacterized. Bases 1 to 2472 code for a protein of 823 amino acids. The transcript has a single exon. Lineage: Eukaryota; Metazoa; Mollusca; Bivalvia; Myida; Myidae. Gene Ontology annotation, molecular function: catalytic activity. The record is from RefSeq and is a predicted model, not a curated record.
AUGGAGCGUUACAUUAUGACCCUUGGACUCCUCACUGGCUUUGUCAUGGCACUCUGCACAACCAAGACAAGAGACUGUUCGCCUCUCCUCCAGCUUCCAUCCGUCCAAACUGGAAUUUUUGCACGAAUACUCCGUCAUCGGUUCCACCUUGGGAUUGAUGAGCAAGCAUCCCCCAGUAGAGCCUGCACGCUACUUACAUGCCUACUACUUCUCUGUGGGGAUAUCGAGAGUAAUCCAGGUCCAGCAAAUACACCAGUCUACCCUUGCGGUCUUUGUGAAAUGCCGGUUACAUGGGAACACCACGAUGGCCUAUGCUGUGAUGGUUGUGACAUAUGGCAUCAUAGAUCAUGCAUUGAGCUGUGCUCAGCUGACUAUGACCUACUCGCCAAACAUAAAAGCGUCCAGUGGCUCUGCUGCAAGUGCGACAGCGUCAACAUGACAUCAUUUACUUUUAGAAGUUUCGAGCUCAGUACUACAAAUAGUUUCCAUUGUCUUGCUGCACAUGAUUUGAAUUCCGCUGUUGAUUCACUUGCUUCUAAUCCUGUGUUCGACCCCAGCCACGUAAGCAGUCCCACCGACAGGCUAAGUACAUCUCGCAGGCGUCAGUCAUCCUCCCACAGCCAAUCCAGUACGAAUACUUCAUCGCUCUUCUGUGUUUCAGAGAAGCGGAAUCUUCGCAUCAUGAACGUCAACUGCCGCAGCCUAGGUGGUGGAAGGCAUGCACAUCUCGAAGCCGCCCUGAACUACAUCAAACCUGAUAUAGUAUGCGGAACAGAGUCAUGGCUCAAGGGAGUCAAACCAGGUAAACCUCCUUCCCCUGACGCAACCAAAUCCAGCGAAGUUUUUCCAACCCACUACCGUGCUUACCGUAAUGACAGAGGUUCCCUUGGCGGAGGCGUGUUUGUAUUGAUACACGAAGACCUUGUAGCUGAGGAGAAACCAGAGCUAGUGACUGAAUGCGAGCUUGAAUGGGUCAAAGUGAAACUUAAAGGUCGGAAGGACCUUCUCGUAGCCUCAUUCUACAUGCCACACAGGAGAAUGGAGGAUGUGAAUGAACUGAGGAAGUCGCUUGAGCUGCUAGACAAACAGAAGGAUAAAGUUACCUUCCUGGCCGGAGACUUCAACUGCCCUGACAUCAACUGGCAGAACCUCACAGUGGAGGACGGUGCCUCCGACAAGGCAGUUCAACAGGCGGUACUAGACCUCUCCGUCGACUUCAACCUCACUCAGACCCAUGAUGAGCCCACCCGAGAAAACAGAAUGUUGGACCUGACCUUUACUAACAACCCGUCUCUGAUAAAAUCAAGUACCACUGCUCCAGGGAUAAGCGACCAUGAUAUUGUCGUCGUGGAUUCGAAUACAAGACCCUACUACAGCAAACAGAAGCCAAGGCGAUGCUUUAUCUUCUCUAAAGCUAACUGGGAUGACCUGAAGACGAACGUUGCCGCCAUCUCAAGUAAAGUUGUACAACUUUAUAAAGACGAAACAUCAGUUCAUCAACUAUGGAACACAUUUAAAGAAGACCUCCAAUCAGCAAUUUCCAAACAUAUCCCGUCAAAGAUGAAAACACGGAAGAACUCAACACCCUGGAUAACCAGAUCCGUCAAACGCCAUCUACGACGCAAAGCCAAACUUUACAAGAAGGCCAAGAAAACCAACAACUGGACCAAAUAUAGACAGUGCCAAAAGGACUGCAAGCGCCACCUACGGCAAGCCGAAUGGACCCACAUCAACAAAGUUAUUGAUGAAGGCCUGAAAGAAAACAACACCAAACCCUUUUGGCAGUACGUCAAAUCCAAGAAUGAAGACAACAUAGGCAUCGCACCUCUACGCAGUCAAGGUCAUCUUGUCACUGACCCAAAAGGUAGGGCCGAGAUCCUCGUCGAACAAUUCCAAUCCGUCUUCACCAAGGAUGACGCAAACCAGAAGACUCCACCCUUGCCAAAACGAGUUGACAGCGAAACUCCACCACUCACAAUUGGGGCUGAAGGAGUACUAAAACUCCUAAGAAACAUCAAGGUCAACAAGGCGGCAGGACCAGAUGAGCUACCAAACCGCGUUCUCCAGUCUUGUGCUGCGGAAGCCACACCUGCCAUCACUGCCAUAUUCCAGCGCUCAGUUGACACCGGUGAGCUGCCAUAUGACUGGAGGAAUGCCAACGUAGCGCCUGUCUACAAAAAGGGGGAUCGUCACACUGCUGAGAACUACCGUCCUGUGUCUCUCACCUGCGUUGUCUCCAAACUACUGGAACACAUCAUUUGCCACCACAUCCUCAACCAUCUAGACAACAACAACGUUCUUACAUCUCUGAACCACGGUUUCAGGUCGGGUUACUCGUGCGAAUCCCAGCUCGUCAUCACUCUCAUGAUCUCCUUGGGCAUUUCGAUCGCAACAAGCAGGUGGAUACCAUCAUACUGGACUUCAGCAAGGCGUUCGACACAGUGCCUCAUCAACGACUGCUCCUCAAGCUAG